This is a messenger RNA of Papilio machaon (common yellow swallowtail), 1233 nucleotides long. RefSeq names its product putative mediator of RNA polymerase II transcription subunit 24. The transcript is spliced from 2 exons. The record is from RefSeq and is a predicted model, not a curated record. NCBI's taxonomy places the organism in Eukaryota, Metazoa, Arthropoda, Insecta, Lepidoptera, Papilionidae. The coding region runs from base 281 to 1222 and encodes 313 amino acids.
AAAGGAAUAUAACCGAUUUAACAACGUGCCUACUCCACUAGUAACAUCGGAAUUAUUAGAAAAUAUACUAAAAUAUAAUGAAAAGAGUGCGACUGUGAAAUCAAACGUGUGCGAUAAAAAUAAAAAUACACAGUCACGAUUAUCGGAUGAAGUAGAACAAAAUUGGUUGCCAUUAUUUUAUAGGAAGAUAAAGCCGAUUGAAUCACUAAGUAAUAAAGUGGAUAACAUCAAAUUAAAUUAUUCUCAGUUACAAAAACUAACAUUUCUUAAUAAUAGUAAUAUGCAGAAUAUUGAUGAAUACCGUGAAACGAAUGAAUUUCACACUGUUUCAAAUAUUUUGCUUCACGAGUUGAGGAAUAAUGAAAACAAAUUUCAGAAACAAAAGAACAAAUCAGAUAUUAAAAAAGAAAAAGCGAACGAUGAUAACGAUUCGAAUUUACUACCUAUUGAAUCAAGAAAAGGUCAGUAUGCACAUACACAUUUAGAUAACAAAAAAACAGAUUCUGUUAAUGAAGAAUUGACAGUAACUCAAGCACCUGAACUUAUUACUUCGACCAGAAAAUCUACUAUUAGUAAAACAACAAAAGGUAAUAUCGGAAAAUUAAUAAGUAACGAUGCUUACAUUGUCAAUAGUGAAGACGAUAAUGAUGAAGAUGUUUCAUUUAGUUUGGAAUCUAAUGAAAUUAACAAUGAUAAUGGGACAGAUACAGAUACACACAAUAAGAGCGCUGACAGCGAAAAAAAAAUUGAAUUAGUUAAAACCAACAAAGAGGACGAAGAUAAUGAAAGUGGUUCUAUAGAAUAUACAGAUAAAUCAUUGAACUUAAAUAAAAUAAAGAAACAUUUCGAGUUCAGGAAUGGAAUGAAAAUGACCGAUUCAAGUAAUUCCCGUAUUCUUAUAAUGGAAAGUCAUAGAAUAUGUUAUGCUUGUGUAAGUUCUAGUGAUGCAUCUUGUUUAAAACCGAAUAGACAAACGACAGUCAAAUAUUGUCAUCGAGAUAACACGGCUUGCGUGGCUAAAAGUUACACAAUAGGACGUUCAAACUACAUUAUGCGAGAUUGUGGAACCUCCUGUAUAUCUUCAGAUAUAAAUAGUUUGGCUAUAAACUAUGAAACAUGCUCUAUAUGUCAUUCUGAUUUAUGCAACAGUGCGUAUUCUAUAAACACUUUUAUAGAGCCGAUGAUCCUUUUAUCAAUUGUAAUAAAUAAGAUGAUUUACUAAUGAAAUAUCAA